Messenger RNA from Gadus macrocephalus (Pacific cod), 3882 nucleotides. RefSeq names its product immunoglobulin-like and fibronectin type III domain-containing protein 1. Gene Ontology annotation, molecular function: protein binding. The coding region runs from base 202 to 3837 and encodes 1211 amino acids. NCBI's taxonomy places the organism in Eukaryota, Metazoa, Chordata, Actinopteri, Gadiformes, Gadidae. The transcript is spliced from 24 exons. The record is from RefSeq and is a predicted model, not a curated record.
GUUCCAUGACUAAGGUCCCAGGAAUCAAAACGCCGGUAGUAGAAUCCCUGGCAUUCCAGUAUUUAUUAGCUUGUCGAGCAGAGAGGGAGGUGACACUCCUGUACCGAACUGAGUAGCGGCGCCACCACCACCGAAGCUCAGGAGCCGAGUGCUGAGCAGAGACGACAUUUCUGAUUCCUCCCAGCGUCUACGGAAGCCAAGAUGAUGAAAAAGUCCCAGGAGGCCAUUGGGACGGCCACUGGCCAAGAUCCAGCUGUUGACGGUUUUGAUGGUAGCGAAGUGGGCAUCAAGAAGAGGUCCAGGGUGCCCGGGGUGAUGAUCACACAGUACGUGGAGACGAUACCAGAGGGACAGAACCACCCUGACUUCACCCGCAAGCCCAUCGCACUGACCAUCCAGGAAGGUAAAUUUGCAUUCUUCAAGGCCAUCGUCAACGGCGAGCCCAAGCCCACGGUGACGUGGAGCAGAAAUAACGGCGACGUGUCGGACCCCGCGAGGUACCAGACUAAAUACGACCCCGUCACCGAUGAGCACACGUUUGAGAUGGUCAACGUCUCGCCCGAUCAAGCAGACACUUACAAAUGCUUCGCCGUUAACGAACAUGGGAGAGCAGUGGUAACGGUGGUGCUGAACAUAAUCGAAGUCGGCUUCAACAAGAACAAAGCCAAACCAGCUGGGGCCGCACCUGUAGAAAACUUUUCUACUGUGCUUAAAAGGAAAAGUAAGGUUCGGCCGAAAAAGGAGGCAGUGGAGAGGAAAGAAGGAGAGAUAGACCCCAAGUUCUGGGAGCUUCUGUUGAGCGCGGAUAAGAAGGACUAUGAGGGCAUCUGCACAGAGUUUGGAAUCACAGACUUCCGCUGGAUGCUGAAGAAGCUCAACGAGAUGAAGAAGGAGAGAAAGGAGGAACAGGCAGAGUUUGUUAAAAGCAUCAGCAAUCUGAAGCCUAUUGAAGUGGCCGGGGACGGAACAGCGUCUCUUGAAAUCGAUCUGGAUCUCAUCGAACCCAGCAGCCGGAUAUUCCUCUACAAGGACGGUCAGAUGGUUCCCUACACCAAGGAGCUGGGAGACAAGAUGAAGCACACUCUGAAUCUGACGGGUAAGAAGUACAUCUUCAGCAUCAAGGACCUCAUGCCGGACGACGCCGGGCUGUACCAGAUCGAUGUGGAGGGAGUCAACGUCUUCUCCACCGAGUUUAAAAUCCCACCGAUCGAGUUCUUGGUGAAAAUACAGGAAGUGACCGCGACCGAGCGGCAGGACGCCGUGUUCGAGGCCGUCCUGUCCAACCCCUUCUCCAAGAUCCUGUGGUUCGGUAAAAACCAGCCGCUGGAGAUGGGCGAUAAGUACGACAUCGAGGUGUCGGAGGACAAGCUGAUCCACCGCCUGGUGGUGAAGGACUGUAUGGUGGUGGACAAGGGCAUCUACUCCGCCUGGGCCGGCAUCAAGUCCUGCAACGCCUGGCUCCUCGUCGAACCUGACAAAGACGCGAAGAAGGGCAAGCCGGCGGAGAGGAAGACCACCCGGGCCGGGGGCUCGGGGGCGAACCUGGCCCAGAUCGCCCAGCAGCAGCAGGAGAAGCUGGUCAAAGUCAGGGAGGAGAUCACCGAGAUAAAGGCCGCCAAGGUAAAGGAGGCCGUGGAGGCUGCCGUCACCGCGGCCGCCGAACCUCCACCUGUGGAAGCUGUUCCAGGCUUCACAGACGGGCGAGCUGGUGGGGAAAUGCUUGAGCAAGGCAUUACUCAUUCAGGUACCAGUAAGGCUGUUACUGUCGAGACUGGGAUAAAGAGUGGACUUGGAGAUAUUUAUGCCCUCCGUGACAAGCAGACAGAAUUUAUCGUUAACACGCUUACGGUGUGUGACGGAACCUGGUUCAAAGAUGGAGAGCAGUUGACUGCCAAAUCUAGAGGAUACCGCAUCAGCCAAGACGGACUCUGUCAUAAACUGACAGUCCUGAAGUGCGGAGACGACGACACCGCGAUGUACAGCUUCGUCGCGGGAGAGCACAGCACGAAGGGAAAGCUCACCGUCGGAGACGUGCCUGUGUUUGACCCCGACGAUCUCCAUAAGUUCUCCAGGCCUGUCAUCAUCCGCGUGGGGCAGAACGCCGCCUUCAAGAUGCCCUACCCGCCCCAGGAUGGCCUGGUGGUUAGGUGGUUUAAGGACGGCGUGGAGUUGAAGGACGGAGCCGGGUCCAAGAUCAUGAAGGAGUCCAACCACAGCCGCCUGUUGCUCAGAGACUGCCUGAGGAGCGACACCAGCGGCAUCACCAUCCAACUGCAGAACCCCUUCGGGGCCGUGGAGGCCAAAUCCAACCUGAUUGUUUUAGACCGGCCCGGCCCCCCGGACGGCCCGGUGGAACUGGUGGAGACCACUUCGUCUCUGAUCGAGAUCGCCUGGAAGCCGCCCACCGACGACGGCGGCUCGGCCGUCACCAACUACAUCAUCGAGCGGCAGCAGGCGGGCCAGGGCCCGUGGGCCGUGCAAGGGGACGUCUCCGCCGACAAGACGGCCUACCGGGACCGCAACGUGGCCCACGGCAAGAGAUACAACUACAGGAUCUUCGCCCAGAACCCUCAGGGGCAGAGCGACGCCCUGGAGACCACAGACAGCAUCAUGGCCGGCGUGCUGAUCUUAUCAGGGCCCCCGGGGGCCCCCACCGUGGUCAGUGCCUCCAAGACCUGCAUCACCCUGACCUGGACGCCCCCGGAGAACGACCGGGGGGUGCCAAUCAUCGGCUACCAGCUGGAGAAACGCAAGAAGGACACGCACUCGUGGGUCGUCCUGAACCCCCUUAACGAGCCUAUCGAAGCUCUUAGCUACGCGGUUAAGGAUGUCACGGAGGGGGCCGAGUACGAGUUCAGAGUGGCAGCCAUUAAUGAGUCCGGGGCCGGAGAUCCGAGCCCCCCUUCUGCGAUGGUGUGUGCCAAGAAUCCCAAUAUGAGGCCUCGCUUUAAAGACCCUGAGGACUUCAUCGUGGUCCGAGCCGGGAAUUCUGUGCGAGUGAAAGUCAAUUACGAGGGUGAACCUCCUCCGGAGAUCACCUGGCUGAGGGACAACGAGAAGAUUUCUCCCUGGGUUAACGUCGUCAACACCGAGGGAACGUCCACGCUGGUGAUUCCCUCGUCGAAACGCAGCGACUCGGCCAUCUACACCAUCAUAGCCAAGAACUCAGUGGGGGAUGCUAUGUUUGACGUGGAGGUCAGAGUCACAGACCAGCCCAAGAGCCCGGGGCCGGUGGCCAUCGAGCAGACCGUCCAGGGCCGGGUGCUCCUCUCCUGGAGCCCGUCCCCUGACGAGGAGCUGGACGACCGGCUGUACUACGUGGUGGCCGAGCACGAGUCCGGCACCAGGGUGUGGAAGAACAUCGCGGACCGCCUCUUCAGCCACGCGUACACCGCCGUCAACAUUCAGCCCGGGAGAGAGUACCACUUCCGGGUCUUUGCCAAGAACGACAUGGGCCUGUCGGACCCGUCGGAUUCGCCAACGUGGGGCGUGAACGGAGACAGAGUUCCCCUGGCGCCCAACGGCUGCGGCUCCAUGGAGGUGAACUUCGAGAGGCCUCCGUCCAUCCUGGUCCCCCUGAAGGUCCACUGCCCGCCGAAGGGCUACCAGCUCUACAUGACGUGCGCCGUGCGGGGCCGCCCCACGCCCUCCGUCGCCUGGUUCCUCAACGACGUGUGCAUCAACUCGGACGACCACUACUACAUCACCAACGCGUUCGGCGUGUGCUCCCUGUACAUCCUGAGGGUGGGGUCCCAGGACGGAGGGGAGUAUAAGAUCGUGGCAGAAAACCCCCUCGGCCACGCGCAGUGCACCACCAAACUGGUGGUUAAAGAAUGAACCUUCGACUGAACCUGGGGGUGGCAGAUAAUUUUGUUUUCAUUC